Messenger RNA from Kockovaella imperatae, 2058 nucleotides. RefSeq lists its product as hypothetical. The transcript has 7 exons. Gene Ontology annotation, cellular component: trans-Golgi network; exomer complex. Lineage: Eukaryota; Fungi; Basidiomycota; Tremellomycetes; Tremellales; Cuniculitremaceae. The record is from RefSeq and is a predicted model, not a curated record. Bases 1 to 2058 code for a protein of 685 amino acids. Gene Ontology annotation, biological process: conjugation with cellular fusion; Golgi to plasma membrane transport. Gene Ontology annotation, molecular function: protein dimerization activity.
AUGUCAGGCUCUUCUUCGCCUGGAGCAUCCUCUACAGGGGCUCAGGGUGUCGUGACAGGUAUCAAUAACAUCACUACCCCGAGAAACGCAAUGGAGAAAUUCACUUUCACUCUAGGCAAGCUCGAUGCAGGCAUGGCCAUUCUCCUUGGCCCAAAUGCUCAUUUACUCGAGUUCCCAUCUCUACUUCUUCCCACUCCAGGACCAGGUUCACCUCCCCUUCGACCAGGAUCCAUUCUUACCAUCACCGUCUCGAGAGACGUAGCCGCAGAGCAGAAGGCUCAAGGAGAAUUUGACAAGUUGCAGGACGCGAUCCUAGAGGCAUUCACCAAACCACCGAGAAAACCUGUCUUGAGAUUACGGAAUGUCACGCAAACGACUGUAUCGCUAGAAUGGGACAAGAUUGAUGUUGGAAGUGCAGACUUCAGAGGUUUGGAGAUGUAUAAGAAUGGACAGAGAUGGGGCCGUGUAGGUGGUGAUUAUGGCAAGAGGGAAAAGAGGGAAUGGAAGACUGGAGGACUGCAGAGCGCCGAGGAAUAUACUUUUCAGCUGGUCUUGAAGACAACGGCUGGUACCCAUCUAUCGGAAGUAGUCAGGGUCAAGACCCACACAAUGGACAAUCUGACUGGCCUGUACAUCCACUUCGGAGCUAUCCAACCGCCAUCCCUUCUCAAGCAGCUCAAGGCGUGCCUUCAGGAUAUUGGGGCGAGGGAGUCACCAUCCAUGGCUUUGGAUACUACGCAUUUCGUAUGCACCACUCCGAUUAUCGGAGGCGAUGAGCAAGGGCAAGGGGGAGCCGUGGACCCAGAUUAUCAGGAAGCUUUAAAGGCGAAUCUGCCAGUGGUCGGACCAGACUGGCUCCUUGCUGUCGCGAGGGAUAGGAAACUCGUCCCGAUCUCUGGCUAUUUGCUCCCACCACUUCAGGCUGAAAAUGCUGAAUCAUCCACCGCUCCAGCUAUCUUCAAGCGACCCGAACCUCUGAAGCGGACGUCCUUGCCCUUCACCUCCCCAGCCCCUUCUUCACCGAUACGCGAGAGACCUGAAGAAAUUCGAAGAGCCCCGAGCCCAGAGACCAUCGCGAGGAUGAGCAUGACUGGAUCAACAUCUACGAGACCCAACGGAAGCAACGGAGGAGAACCAUCACUUGAUCGCAGGCCUAGUCGAGAGAAUAGCCUGUCAUCGAAAUAUAGCGGGGAGAGUCCCACGGCCCGAUCCGCAAGUCGGUCGAGUCAGCGGGAAGAUUCUGGUCGACCAAAGAGUCCAAAGCCAGAAGCGGACGGCAAGCUGGAUAGAUCAUUCAAGUUCCCACUGAAGGGUCAUGUGUCAUCACCCACGUCUCCUACGGCCGUUAUUACAGGCGGGAUAUCUACAAGUCCGGUCACUUCUCCGUCGCAGCCUUUGGGAUCCACAACAUCAUUCCAAUCUCCGUCAUCCACCGCACCGAUAUCGAACCCCAAUGCUCCGGCGGUGCCGCCAGCGGCGGUCAUUGGUCCAGGAUCGACCAUCGAACCUGUGAAUACGGACAUAUCAGUGGAUGACAGCCGACUGGAUGCCGAACCGAGUCCUGGAACGCCUCGUGUGACUCUGACCCCACCUCAAGAUUCACACGAGGUCUUCAAUGAACCGGUCACUAUCCAUGAAGAGUCUACCGAAGCUCUCAAGAAGGCUGCUCCAGGAGACGUAUCGGGCAAUCACGCCAACACGAUCGAUGAUGCUAUCGCGAGCUUUCAUGAUGCCGUCGGACACGGAGUGAUAAAAACACCCGAGCCGAACACGAUAGAAGACAGCACGAAGACCAAGGUGGAUGCAGAGGCAGCAGCGGCGCCCGAACCAUCUAUCACCUCAGAGUCUAAUCCAGCGAAUGGAAAUCACACGUCUCAAUCGGCAAAUGGUUCGAAUGAGGUCAAUAGGUCUGCGGACGAACCCGAGUCACCGAUACCUUUCCGCCGUCAUUCCGUCUCGUUCAAAGACAAAGCUGUAGUCGAAAAGCAGCUUGAAGAGCUGCCAGAUUUUGAUCAGGAGAGCGAAGGCGUGACGAUGGACGAGAUAGAUCUGAAUUAA